AGGAUAUCAAAGAGCAUGUUUGAGUACGUGUCAUAGUUCAUGAAAACAAUGAUUAACCUGAUAGUGCAAACAAAGAGCUCAAAGAGCAUUUGCAGAGGACACGAUUCACUCAGUCUGACUGCUGAAUGCGGAGAGGAAGCUCAUCUGCAGACCAACUGAUCCAACUGUCAGCAGCCCACCGAUCCCUCCACAAUGGAUGAGUUUGACGGCUUAACUCCCAGCGAAACUGUGAAACGAGUGUCUGACUCUCUGGGCUGCAGUCCGACCUCUGCAGAAGUUGCCGCUUACUUCGACAAACAGGACAAACUGCGACAUCUCAGGGAGGAAUUUCUGGUGCCGAAAAUUACAGAGCUGCCGCCUUCUGAUCUCUCGCUGGUCAGUGGUGCCAAGGAGUGCAUCUACUUUUCGGGCAACUCGUUGGGGCUGCAGCCUAAAAAUGUCAAGAAGUACCUGGAAGAGGAACUGGAGAAGUGGGCCAAGAUUGCUAUCCAUGGACACACAAUGGGUGCGAGACCUUGGGCAUGGGCUGAAAACAACAUUGAGGAACUGAUGGCCAAAGUUGUAGGAGCUAAAACUGAGGAAGUGGCACUGAUGAACGGUCUGACAGUAAAUUUACAUCUUCUGUUGCUUUCCUUCUACAAACCCACUGAAACUCGACAUAAAAUCCUUCUAGAGAACAAGGCCUUUCCAUCUGAUCACUACGCUGUGGAGUCUCAGAUCCGUCUGCGAGGACUCGAUCCUAAGGACAGCAUGCUGCUGCUGUCACCCAAGCCGGGAGAAGACACCCUGAAAACAGAGGACAUCCUGGAGGUGAUCGAGAAGCAGGGCGACUCUAUCGCAGUGGUGAUGUUUAGCGGGGUUCAGUAUUACACCGGCCAGCUGUUCGACAUGGCCCGCAUCACCGAGGCUGGCCAGAGGAAGGGGUGUUAUGUCGGCUUCGACUGUGCCCACGCGGCAGGAAACGUCGAGUUGAAACUGCACGACUGGGGUGUCGACUUCGCCUGCUGGUGCUCCUACAAGUAUAUAAACUCAGGUGCUGGUGGUCUCGCUGGGGCAUUUAUCCAUGAGAAACACAAACACACCAUCAAACCAACGCUGAUGGGAUGGUGGGGACAUGACCUGAAGUCUCGGUUUCAGAUGACUAACGUGAUGGAGCUGCAGCCCGGAGUGAGCGGCUUCAGGCUGUCGAACCAACCAUUCCUGCUGGUCUGCCCACUGCAGGCCAGUCUGGAGGUGUUUAACAUGACCACCAUGCAGGCGCUGCGCAAGAAGUCCCUCCUACUGACGGGCUACCUGGAGUAUCUGAUUAAGCACUACUACACUAAGGACCCGGCUCAGCCUCACAAACCUCACAUCCACAUCAUCACACCGUCGGACCCUCAGCAGAGAGGCUGUCAGCUUUCGCUCUCCUUCUCUGUUCCCAUCAAACGAGUCUUUGAGGAGCUGGAGAAGAGGGGCGUCGCUUGUGACAUGAGGGAGCCCAGCGUGCUGCGAGUUGCUCCGGUGCCAAUGUACAACUCCUUCAGUGAUGUCCAUCGCUUCAUCAGAGUGCUGGGAGAGGCUCUGGCCGCCAGCAAGCAAAAUUAGGAGAGGAACUGACUGCUGCAAACUCCUGUGUAUAAAAGGGACCGUUACCUAAUUGACUCAGAUUUAUUUUUUUCAUGAUUAUUAGGAUAGUUGUAAAGCAUUAUGCUUUCUUUAAACGCCUCAGGUCUCUCAUUUUGUACCUUUUGGAACCACUUGAGCCUCAUUAUCUUCACUGUAUUGUUAAACUUUUUAAAAAAAAUUAUUUUUAUCUGUUGCAGAGAUAUUUGUCAUAAAUUCUCAGAAGUAAAAGAGUUUUAGUUGACAGUUUAAAAUAAAGCUAAAAACAUCCUUCAGAUUGAGAGACAA
Messenger RNA from Oreochromis niloticus (Nile tilapia), 1893 nucleotides. RefSeq names its product kynureninase (gene kynu). The record is from RefSeq and is a predicted model, not a curated record. The coding region runs from base 193 to 1587 and encodes 464 amino acids. The transcript has 14 exons. Gene Ontology annotation, biological process: NAD+ biosynthetic process. Gene Ontology annotation, cellular component: cytoplasm. NCBI's taxonomy places the organism in Eukaryota, Metazoa, Chordata, Actinopteri, Cichliformes, Cichlidae. Gene Ontology annotation, molecular function: kynureninase activity; pyridoxal phosphate binding.